Molecule: messenger RNA, 5924 nt
Organism: Lymnaea stagnalis (great pond snail)
Lineage: Eukaryota; Metazoa; Mollusca; Gastropoda; Lymnaeidae
Source: the annotation of a GenBank genome assembly
CACCACUGUCACCAGGGUACGUCAUCUGUACCAGUAGGCCUACUAACGACAAAAUGGCGUUUGAUGUGAAAAAUUCGUGCUCAUUUCCUGGUGUGGGCGAAAUUCGUUUCAAACUGGUUCUUUCAAAUUAACUGUGUUCUUCUUAUAGAUAUAAACGAACAAAGAUACCCGGUAAGCUUAGAUAGUGUUUUAAUUGAACAUUUUUGGUAUUUUAUUGUAAUUAUUCAUUUCAUUUGCUGGUACGGGUCGAGCAGGCCUAUAGCCUAUAAAGUAUAAAUACAAUUACAAUUCAUUGAAUUCAUCAUUCGAUGUAGUGAUGUCUACAGUGUACAGUAGUUAAUAAAUAAUUAUUAGUAGGCCUAUAUGUAUCAUUAUGAUUGUUCUUAUUAUCUGAAUAACAGACAUUAAUGAUUAACUAGCCUAAGACUAAAUACUGUGUAAAUUUAGUAAAUAAAGUGGUUUGAAUUGCAAUGGAUCAUUGAAGUGGCUAUGGUUCUGGUAGUACUACAUUCCACAACUUAUUUUUUUCUUGGUCAGUAUCCAGUGGGCUGAGUUGGGGGGGGGGGAUAAUUUGUUGAGGAUUCUUUCCACAGCUGCCUUACAGAGAUUUAGUAAAUAAAGUGGUUUGAAUUGACAUGGAUCAUUGAAGUGGCUAUGGUUCUUGUAGUACUACAUUCCACAACUUAUUUUUUUGUUGGUCAGUAUCCAGUGGGCUGAGUUGGGGGGGGGGGGAUAAUUUGUUGAGGAUUCCUUCCACAGCUGCCUUACAGAGCUACUGCUGAGUUCAUUCGACCAUUCAUUAUCCAUUAAAUUUUAAAUAAAGUGUGUAAUUUAAACCUGCAACAUUGUGAAAGUAGACCAUGUCCAGCAUCAUACAGAUAUUAUCAGAACAAAGAUAUAUAGGGUAUUUGUCUAUACACAAUUUGUCAAAAACAAUAUUUCAUCUUUGACUGGCUAAAUUGGCUAUCAAUAGUCUGCACAGGACGUUUUUCAGUUAUUACUUUUGAAGUUAUGCUAUGCACUCUUACAUUCUAUUACUAUUAUUUUAUUUUAUAAUAACAAAAUUCUGACAUACUUUUAACAAUUCUAUUUUUAGUUAAAAUGGAAGAUUUUCCAGCAGCGUUAGUUAUUGCCAGCCGUGAAUCUGUGUGUCAGAACAACAAUGUUUUGUACCGUCUGGUGAGACCCCUAGCAGAUGGUUCAGGUGUAGAGUCAGUGGACAGACUUGUCAAUGUUGUUCCUCACAGAAGGUUAGCCAUGUAUCAUAGAUAGAUUUUUAAGAUAAUUCAGUUAGUUUGUAGUAUUAUACUCAUUAUUUUAUUUUGUUCAUAGGUCAAAAUUUAAAUCGAUUACUUAAUUGGGGCUUUAAGAUUUAAUUGACUUUAUGCUGAUUUAUUUAUUUCAGAACUUACUGCAUGGAUAGAAAAAAAGAGAUUGACGAUUUUAGACAUGAGAUUUUGAGACGUCCGCUUGUACUGCAACCUAUUCUACACUUUGGUCGAGGGAUAGGACAUUAUUGUGGCGCCUGCUACACAGAUGGUAAUACAUUUGAUAAAAUUUUUACCCUUUUUAUGAUAUUUCAUAAGAACUUUAGACAGUUGUGUAAUGUGAUGCCAUAUAUUCACCUGCAUAAAUGAAUUUCAAUUUUUAAUAUCUCUAGAAUUAAGAGUUGUAGAACUAUAGUUUUGGUUUAUAUUUUUUUUUUCAAUUUUAGAACCUUGGCUUGUUAUGAUAAACCAGACCCACCCUAAAAUUCUCAGCCGGCUUCAGAUGGGUCUAGAUUUAGCCAAAGGUGCGAUUGAGCGGGGACAAUCUGUUGAAAUAAGGGUAAGCACAGUUAAGCAGGGCUAAUAAUGGUUAUUCUGUAAUAUCUUAUGAAAUGUUGGCAUGUUUUUUAAGCAAGGAGGCCAAAAUGUAACUGUUAUAAUAAAAAUCAAUGUUUAUCCUUGCAGUACUUUGAGAAUACUAUAAUUACAUUAAUUUUUGAAAAGGUAUAAAAUACAAUUUCGAAUUCAAUAAAUUAAUUAUCCUAAGAUUUACUUUAAGCGCUAUUAGAAUUUCCUGUGAUAUGUUUUUUAAUAUUAACAUGUCUAUUUUUGUGUUUAAUUCUUUAUAUUAAUUGACCUCCAUCAGUUCCAGUUUGGAGAUAUUGUCCAAAGAGUGUACAGAGAGCAUCUAAAACAGAAGGAGUUGAAUGAAGCCCUGGAGUCUCUCAGUGGCAUUGAUGACUGCUUAGUUAAUUUCCGCUUUGCUGAAUGGGAGCACUGUGACCUAGUUGUCAGAUCACAUGGCUAUGGAGCCAGGCUCAACAGGACUUCUCCAUUAUAUGCCUUACGGGUUGGUCCCUUUAUUUAUUGUUUUCUAUUUAAGCGCUGUUCAUAGAAUAUUCAUCUAUAGGAAUAUGUAGAGUAAAUUUAAAUGAAAGAUCUCUUGAAUCAAACUUAGCAUAGUAAGGUUAAUGUUUCCAUUUUGGGUUGUCAAUUAUUCUAUUUCCUUUGUUAAAAUCUUAUUUAUCAAUUGUAUUAGAGGAGCAGAAUUAUCAAACUGAUCAAAGCGUUUAUUCUCCAUAUAUUGUAUGGUUGAAUAAACCAUAAAAUCUGUAAGGGGUACUGUUAACGGCUUGGUUGAUGAUCAGUUUGGAUCACAUUAUUAUUUCUUCUGAAUCGAAGAGGCUAAUUGUUGCUUAUUGAAUAAUGAACGCAGGAACUCGUUGAGUAAAAUGUAUAUAAUGGUACCUAAAUUUAUUAGUAAAAGUAAUAAAGAUAUGCCAGUUUAAAAGAGAUUAUGAAUAAUGUUGUAUCCAGUGUCUCUAAUUUAUUUUUAUUUCACCCCCAUCCCCCCUCAAUGUUGUAGAAUUUAGAGUUCACCUGGAAAUUUGAAGACAUUGGUAUGCAUGAAAUGGUUUGGAGUCAAUAUGAUGGUCAAAGGUACCCGAAACCUCAUCUUUCACCUGUCACUGAAGGUGGGUAGUUUAUUACGUUAUAAUUUUAUAAACAGUUAAAAUAGCUGAUCAGUAGAAACUUUAUUCCAUUUUAUAUCUUGUUUUUAUUAAAUUCUUGUUGGUAUUUCAUUAACAAUGUUUGUUUUUUUAAAUUGCACUUCAGAUGAAAUAAGAACCAUUCUACCUGCCUGGACAAUCAACUCUGUGUCCCCUCUGGCAGAAAUGGGGGAGGAUGUACCUGAACACAAUUACAGCUAUGCACAAGCUGGUCGUCUCUAUGAGAGUUUUAGAAAGAAAAAGCGCCAACGAAACACCCCGUUGGCUGAACCUCAUCACAGAGCUACACCUCAGACAAUUAAUCAUGAGGAAGAGCUUCAAGGGGCGGUGGGCUAUGACUCUAAUUAUGGAUACUCGGAAGUAGAAUAUAAUGAUGUCAAUGAUCAUGAGGUUGAUAGAGAUCCAUCUUUAUAUGCAUAUCAGAAUGCUAGAGUGCUUAAUGGUGAAAAAGACAGGGGCUAUGAAAAAUCCAGUUCAUAUGAACAUUACGGCAGACAGCAUCAGCCUUAUUCUCAUUAUGACUCUGGUGUAGAGGAUGAGAUCGCAGGUGAUUGGGAAAAAAGUGGGGAAAAUAAGAGGCAGGAAACUCAUAAUACACAGAGUGACGAGCCUCUUCGAUCACCUGCCUAUGCAGAUAAACAUGGACACUUCAAUGCUGCAGUGGAAAUAAAAAAGCCACCGCCACGCUCUAAACAUCAUAAUGGAAAUUAUUAUGAUGUAGCUAAGUCACUUUAUGAUAGGCCGGGUACUGCUGUAGACUAUCAUGGAUAUUCUGGACCACUAAAGAAACAGGAUAGUGACCGAUCCUCACGGUCUACCAAUGCUGACAGUGGAUACAGUCCUGAAACAGAAGGAGUGCGCUCCAGGGAAGAUUCUUACGACUACAAUGAUCAUUCAUACAAAUCAAACGUAAAACAAGACUAUAAUGUGAAGGACUCAGUUCCACUGAAGCGCAUGGCUGAGCCCCCUGUUGGUUUGGAUAACCCAGCAUUUAAUAACAAUAACCAAGAUGCAUUACAACGACACAAAGACAUGGUUUCCCAAAUUCUUCAUGAGAAAAAUUCUCAGAAAUCCAGUGGCUACAAUUCAGGUUACCCAUCUGAUUAUAACUCUAUAGCGCAUAAGUCCCCAGUGAUUUUAUCAGCUAAAGACUUGUCAAAUAGAAAUGAGAGAACAGCACCGCCUAAACCAAGUCGAUCAAGUCAAGGAACUGUAAGGACUGCCCAGGUAGCUGAGAGUUUUAUAUAAUAACAUUACAUUAUUUUUGUCUUGUUGUUGCUAUGUUGGGAGUAAAUUUGUGUGAAAUCUUAAAAUCUUGUGACAAAUGAAGCAAGACAUGCACUGAUGGCAGCAUACAAAAUACAUUUUGUUAUUCACAUUGAAGGGAAGUUCAAGUUAAGUCUUCAAUUUUUCUGUACCUUUUUUAUUAUAUAAUGUAAAUCUGAUCCAUAAAGAUUUUUUGUGUUUCCUAACAAAUAUACAUGUACCGGUACUGACUAUGCAAUGUUGAAUCAUCUUUUAUUUUUAUUUUUUUUGUGAUCUCAUCUUGAUCCAAGAGAUAUUUAAUUUACCAGGAGAAGUUACCCUUCAAUUUUAAAAGAUAAUUGUUUCAUAGUGUGUCUUUUAAUAGCCAGGUGUUCUUCUUAAGUGUGAUGAGGCUUAUCGAAUCAAUUUUUAAAUUGUCUGUUCUGUCCUAAAGCAGUAACAAAGGUUCAUGUUUUAACUAAAACAGAAAAUGAAUUGGAUGAAUUGUUUCCUAAUCAUUGAGAAAUAAGAUAAUAGUAUUUUUAAUAUUUUUGUAUUCAAAAUAACUUUUUUGUUGUGUCUCUCUUAAAAAUCUUGCACAAUAAUUUAUUAAAUUGAUGACAGACAUAAAUUAUUCAUUACAUAGCAGAUUGCAUUGUAGCAGUUUAAAAAAUAUGUUUGCAAAUCUUUGAAGCAAUAAUUUUUAUAUACAUCUUUAAUUAUUUUUGUAAGCAAUAAAUUUAAGAAUUUAAAUAAAAUUUGAAAUUAUCCAGAAUAAUAUGUUUUUUUUUAAAAUAAUUGUACUUUUCACUUUUGCUAUUGUAAGAUAAAACAAUCCAUGCCUUAUGUCUCCAAAGAUUAACUUUUUAUUCAAGACAUUUAUCAAAUAUAACUUUUUUUAUAUGACAAUGACAUUAUAAAUACUGGAUUCAUUAUGUUAAAUAACAGCAGUUUUAUAGUUAUUUUAUUAAAGAAUUAUUAUUGUCAUAAUAAUGUGUUUAUGCUGUCAAUAACAUUGUAUUUUGUUUUAAAAUGACAAGUUAUCAAUCAUUUUAAUUUCAUUUAUCUUUUUAUGAAGUGAAUUAUUGGUACAAACAUUUUAAAAAUGCAUCAAGUCUAACAAGCUGAUCUGAAGUUAUUGAAACCAUUAUUUGAUAGAACCACCUUUUGAGCCUAUUAAUAAUAGAAUGAAUUUUAUAAUUGAAUAUUUGUCUUUUUCUUAGGACUUAACUACAUUCUAGAUCACCUAUUUCAUCUAUAUUUGAAAUAUUCUUUUCACGAAAGCUGUUUUUCAAGUACCCUCUAAGACUUCUAGAUUUCAUUAGUUAACUAAAAUACUUGAGCUCAUUGUAACCUCAGGAUUAUAUCAAAGCCAUAAUGUUGCAACUUUUCUUUUGGGGCUCUGAUUUUCAACACAGAAUUGCUUGUUUAAUUACUAAAUACACAUAUUUUAUAAGAAUUUUCAGUUGUUCAUAAUUAAAAUCAAAUGACCACAUUUUGAUGUCCUCGAGUCAUAUUGCAUGGGAUUGAACAAAAACCUCAAGACUUCUUUGGCUUAGUCUUAUUUAUAAGAUUUUCUUCCUUUUUUUUUUGUGUAAAAGUAAUAUUUUAUCAUGAAACUUUGCCUUAAAGUUGGAUAGAUAUUAUUUUUUUUAAAAAUGUAUACAAAAUCCUAAACCAU